AUGACUUCAAGAGGCCUCUUAAGGGUUAUUAGACCGGUCUCUCCACUUGUCGUUAAACAACAACCUAUAAUCGCUGCUCCCCCUAGCACAUCUCCUUCUUCAAAACCUAUCGGCAAACAGACGGCCGCCGCUCCAACAAGUUGUCAAGUACUGGGGCCAGCGCGUCUUGAGGCUUUCCUCUGUGGAGAAGGAAGGUGGAGAAGCAUUCGGACGAGUGCUCGAUGCGACGGCGCGCACGUACUGUUCCACCCCGUGUUUGCUCUUCUCGCAACUCUCAGGGCGGGGGACGCGAGGCGACACUCGACCUCUCACCUCUCCAAAAUGCCUCGACAAACAGUUGGAGGGAGAACUCCGCCGUACUGUGGCUCCUUGGCAGACCGUCGCGAGCUUUUUCUUUCUUCUUGA
Molecule: messenger RNA, 405 nt
Organism: Caenorhabditis auriculariae
Lineage: Eukaryota; Metazoa; Nematoda; Chromadorea; Rhabditida; Rhabditidae
Source: the annotation of a GenBank genome assembly